Molecule: messenger RNA, 1320 nt
Organism: Paraglomus occultum
Lineage: Eukaryota; Fungi; Glomeromycota; Glomeromycetes; Paraglomerales; Paraglomeraceae
Source: the annotation of a GenBank genome assembly
AUGACUGAUUCAAGGAAGUACAGACUGUGGUAUGCCUUCUGGAAUUAUGAACAAGGACAAAUAAACGCGAGAGAGACUGCUGACUAUGAGUGGUGUCGGGACACUCUACGUAUCUUAGCGCGCGUAUUCAAAACCUUUACCACAAUCGAUCUGCGUGCUGCUGCAUCUCCCCGAAAUUUCGGGAAUAUAGGUUCAACUAAAGAUAUUUCCUCAACGGCUUCAUACAAUUCAGGAUUUAAUAUUUUAUUUGAUCGACGUGCCAGAACCGAAGCCCUUUACGAAAUGCUUGUAGAACACGGCCUUCCAUUCGUGACAACAGCAGACGGUGACAUAAAGGCGUCUCGGCUUUUGGGCCUUGGGUCGGAUACUGUCAUAUUCGAAGCACGCACUGCAAAUAGCAUUGGCUUUAUUGGAUUAGGACAGAUGGGAUUCAAAAUGGCGCAAAAUUUGUAUAAUAAAGCCGAUGCCUCGUUGAUUAUCUACGAUAUUAACAAAUCAGCUACUCAAGAUUUCAUCUCGUUGAAUAAAACGUCGGCUACGGUAAAAUCAAUUGACAUAGCAGGAUCGCCCGUCGACGUAGUGCGCAAGGCAUCGGUCGUCAUUACCAUGCUUCCAUCUUCAACCCAUGUGGAGGAUGUCUAUUUAGGAAAGGAUGGCCUCGUGCACGGCGUGGAUAAAGAGAGUCUGCUUAUCGAUUCAAGUACAAUUCAUCAGAGCGUGUCUAAAGAAGUAGCUCACAAGCUAACGGGAAAAGGCGCCACUAUGGUCGAUGCACCCGUGUCUGGAGGCAUUGUCGGAGCGGAAGCAGCGACAUUGACGUUUAUGGUUGGAGCCUUAUCCGAAUCAGAUUUCCAUCGCGCCAAGCCAAUCUUGUCUCAUAUGGGCAAGAAUAUAGUCCAUUGUGGUACCAUUGGGACAGGUCAAAUCGCAAAGAUGUGCAACAACAUGCUUCUUGCCAUUUCGAUGAUAGGUGUAUCUGAAGCCAUGAACCUCGGUAUUCAACUCGGAAUGGAUCCUAAAUUAUUAGCGUCGAUAUUAAACACAUCAUCCGGUAGAUGUUGGUCUAGCGAUACUUACAAUCCCUGUCCAGGUAUCAUGCCUAAUGUUCCGUCUAGUCGUGAUUAUGAAGGUGGGUUCGGUAAUACUCUAAUGGCGAAAGACUUGCGAUUAGCUGUAAGUGCUGCUAGCGAUGCUCGUGUGACUAUAUUAUUGGGUGCUGUUGCACAGCAAUUAUACAAUCAACUUGCUAAUACUGCAGAAUAUGCUAAAAAGGAUUUCAGUUCUAUAUAUAAAUGGUUGAGUAAAAGUAAAGGGAAAUGA